Molecule: messenger RNA, 871 nt
Organism: Arabidopsis arenosa
Lineage: Eukaryota; Viridiplantae; Streptophyta; Magnoliopsida; Brassicales; Brassicaceae
Source: the annotation of a GenBank genome assembly
UUCGGGUACUCUUGGUGCUAAUAUGGAAGGGCGUUCUAGUGACACAAUCCCAAAUAAGGUGGUGCGUAAGAAUCUCUUUUCGGGUCCUGAAGAAGUUACUUUUAAGAGCAGGACAGAGAAUACUCUCGGGUUGGCAGAACAACAUGAUCUUUUCUCGGAUGAUUUAAGUCAGUUGCUUGCUCAGGAUUUUCCUCUCGUAGGAGAAUCUUCCCUGAAUUUUAUGGAUACUAUAAUGGAGGAGAAAGAAAGUGGUGUGGAGAUAGCCCAUGAGGAGGGAGAGUUUAAGGCAGAGAAUGAAGAGGAUAUUAAAGGGGAUCACGAAGGAGAUAAAAUUGAGGAAGUGGUCAUUCUGGUCACUGAGACGGAUGCAAGUACAGUUUCUGUUUCGGAUACUGUCCCAAAGGAACAAGAACAUGAAGAGGAAAAAGAGGAAAACUCGCAGGGAGAAGAUGAUUUGGAGACGGAUCAACCUGCAAAAAGAAAAGCGGUUAAGAACAAAGGGAUUUUGGUAGGAGUUAGCUCCAGGAAGAGGAAUUAUUUGGCAUCACCUCGCAAACGAUCGGUUCCAAAAACUGGUGGCCUGACGGUGGGUUCUGGAUCUCUUCAAGGGGAGAAACCUCCUAUUAAACAUUGAUUGAAUUAAUGUCUCAAUCAGUUUGGAUGGGGAAGUGGUCAAAUUUCAAUUUCUUAGAAAUAAGUUCUUUACAAGAACAUGAUUUUCUGUAAUCUUUCAGUUGUCAUUGUUGUUCGGUAAAUCCGAAUUAUGUCGGUACGGUCUCUUUUUAUUUUCUCUUUGCAAGAUGUAACUUACAGAUUCUUUAUGUGUUUCAUAUAAUCUGUGAGCUCAAAGUAAUAAAGGAAAGUUAUUUUU